This is a messenger RNA of Recurvomyces mirabilis, 2985 nucleotides long. RefSeq lists its product as uncharacterized. The transcript has 3 exons. Gene Ontology annotation, biological process: retrograde vesicle-mediated transport, Golgi to endoplasmic reticulum. The coding region runs from base 1 to 2985 and encodes 994 amino acids. Lineage: Eukaryota; Fungi; Ascomycota; Dothideomycetes; Mycosphaerellales; Teratosphaeriaceae. The record is from RefSeq and is a predicted model, not a curated record.
AUGGCGAAGGAACUUUCGAAGGCGAAAUGUAUCUUGCUGGCAGUACACUUUGCAUCGGCGGCCAAUGUCAAAGCACUGCACUCCUUCACACCCACUCGAUCCGAUGUACUAGACCCAGAGCUCAUUCUACGAAUUAUCUUGACCUACCUACCCGAGAGCCUGGACCCCAAGGAAUAUGUCAAAUAUGUCGAGGAGGUUGGAACGAGACUGUACCUGGACAUACAGCGGGAGGAGAUCGAGCUGGAUAUCACUCCGGUGCAGGAUAUUCCAGAAGAGCAGGCACAAAAGCAGGUCAAGAAGUUGAAACUGUUGGAUACGAGUUCGCCUACGUUCCCACCACAUGCGCCGAAUGACCUGCUCACACGAUUCCUAUGUCAUCGUGCGUACCGAAUCGACCUCGAGACCGGAUUGCUCAGCUAUAUUCCGCCACUCAUCGAGCCAUUCUUGCCUAGGAAUGAGUAUUUGAAGACAUGGUACAUCAGCGUGGUUCUCCCAAUCGUAAGGCUCGAGGUGGAGUAUUAUGGAAAUGAAAGCGACACGCCCCAAAUCGGGCUCAAGGAGUUCUCGGAACUGGAAGGGCCAACAGGCAUCGAUGUGCUCUUGCAGAAGGGCGAGCGGAAAGAUGGCCAAGUGCCCAUGACUUCUCACAGCAACACCACAAUCGGACGUGACGUCAAGUCCUUGGUGGGACCGUGGAUGUAUGGACACACAGAGCGCAAAAGGCGCAAGCUGGGCCAUUCGCGCCACAACAGUGGUGGCGGGGACGAAGAUACUGACAAGGACCUCGCUCAGCGUGUCCGUAAGAUAUCACUGUCUGGUGUCUCUGCCGAGGACAAGACAGGACAUGAUUGGGAGUACAUGUACAAGUGGAUGGUGCGCAAAGCAUCCAACCAGAACUUCAUCCUUGUCGCCCAUUGUAUUGAAGAUUGGGACGGUCCGUCUGAUGUAGACUUUGGUGGCCUCAGUCAAGGUGGACGAGACUACAUGGACGACGAGCUCUUGCGCAAACUCGAAUCUCAAUAUGCUCAGGCCGCAUUCGCGACGUGCUAUGCCUCCCAAGAGGAUUCGAAGGACACUAUCCGUGGCGCACACGGCAUACUAGCACGUCUAGCAGAAUUACUGGACUUCAUUCCUCCGCCUGAUUUAGCAUCAUCUGUUGAUUCAUUACCCAAGGUCGAGCGCCAUGCGACCAGACUGGAAAAGUCCAGCGACACCAACGAGCUUGCACCAGCCAGCCUUCUUACGCCUGAGCAUCCACUCACAACACCUCGCAUGGAGACAUACAUGCUCUUGCAAAUGUUAGUAUAUAGCGCAUACCAGUUCGAUGGUCUCGGCUACCCUAUUGCAAUUGUCAAAGUGGCCAGGAUCCAAUUCUACGAUACCCAUGAAGAACAACUUGCUUUGCUCCAGAAGAUCCUGAAGGGUCUAGCGACCCGAAAUGGCGGUAAACGCGACGAAGCGCAAUGGACGGCUGAUCGUGAGAAGUUGAUGUGGCUCUGGAAUUGGGGCAUAGAAAGCGAUGACGAGAAUGCCGAAGAAGGUGCGGGAGUGCUCGGCAGGGUGAAGCGAAAGGUGUUCGAGGAGGAGAUGCUGAAAGUGUUCACAGAGACCGGAUGCCACGAAAUGGUGAAGAAGCUGUAUCUAGCUGAUGGGCCUUCCGGCGAGUCGACAUCACUAAGUCGUGAGAUGAUUGAGACGGUCAUACUGGCUAAGGCAAUGGAGUCUUACGAUGGGGCGAGCAACGGCAAUAAGACAAGAGGUGGUGUGAGAAGAGCCAGUGAGACGAUUGAUACUUUCAAGUCAUUCUUCCCGAACAGUACUCGUCUUCGCCAAGCCACCUCAUUGAUCGCCUCCACGCAUGCAUUAUCUUUCUAUUCGCUCACAUUACAACAUGGUGUGCCAUUCAAGCCUGUCAGCAUACGAGUCAGCUCCGAUCCUGUAACCUUAAUCGACAAAGUUCUGGAGCAGAAUCCACGCAGCUAUACGAAGCUGGACGAUCUCGUUGAGAUAGGGAAGAACCUUGUCUCAUCUGGCCUACCGCAAUCAAAUGCAAAUGCAAAUGCUGCCGACUCGACUGAGAUGCGAGCAGGUGAUCUCCAGAAGAUCAGAAAAGAGGCGGAGAGGAGAGUUACUUUCAUGGCCGUCGAAGCAGCACUGCGUGAAGACGACUUCGAGACUGCAUACUCAUACAUUGUUAACAGACUCACUCCUUCUGGUGCGGACCUCACUGCACCAAGCCAAGCCGAAGCAGCCAAAAAGCAUGCCCGGAGCAGCUCUACUGCAAGCUCUCGAGCUCGAAGGCACAAGCAGGCAGAGGAUGACAUAUCGUGGCGUGCCGCUUUCCUCGCUGGUCGCUAUCGCCCUACCACAUCCACUCCUCCGACAUUGCGUCGUCUAGAGCAGCGCACAGAACUGUUGUCUCUGGCUUUGCUGCUGGCGCCAACCGCACAACUGACGGACAUCCUAGCCGUUUGGCGUCGCUGCGAAGAAGAAACCACAACUUUUCAGAAGUCUCAGCAACAAGCAGAAGAAGACUUCGAUGACCGUGCCGAUAAGCGCGGAAGCUUGAGCGCACUACCAGGCAACUUCACAUUGACCGGCGAUCAACCAGAAAUGAUUCUCAACCAGAGACGCCGAGAGAUGGGACGACUCGGAGCCGGCGGAGCAGCGAACACAGCCGAGCGUGGUGCACCGAUGAGUAUGUUCGACCUUACGCGUAGUGCGGCGAGGGCAUUCAGUAGGAAUGCUUUCCCGCUUUCAGCUGGUGCAGCUGCGCCAGCUGCGCAGACACUGGAGAGGGUGUUGAGUGAUUUGAGUGAAGGGCAGAAAGGUCUGGAGAGUAGUGUGGACAGUUUGGGCAGCAACGAGGGAGGACAGCAGAGGGUGCGUAAGAGGGAUAUGAUUGCUGACACGGUCGAAGGAGGCUUGGCCGCCGGGUUAGGCUGGGUACUCGGUGCAAAGCCUGCAGAGAGAGGUGGCCAGUGA